AUGAGCCGUCGAAAUAACGUUCGAGGACCAACUUCUGCAUUAACUGACUUCUUGCAAGCGUCAGGAAUCACUACCGCAGUCAUCAGAAGACGCGCGGCCACUCGCAGAGAUCCCCCUGAAGGAGGGCCCAGCAAUGUCGCCCAAGACGAAGGGGCCAAUGGAAAUGAGGAUGGAAACGAGGAUGAGGAUCAUGAAAUGGCUGAGGAGGAGAAUGAGGUGACUGCGCCGCCCGCGCCACGUCGUCGUCGCGCAACCCGAGCAGCUACGGCUUCUGGAUAUGUCUCAGACGAACUGGAUGAGCCCACCUCCGCCGCCGCAAGCCCCACCAAGAAACCGAAACUGAGCAAGGCCGCAGAAGCCAAGAAGAAGGCUCAAGCCAAGAAGAAGGCCCGCAAGGAUGUGGACGUCGACGACGAGGACGGCAGCGACGAGGACGACAUGUACACAGCAUUGUCGAAAUCUAGGUUCUCGAACUCGCCGGCUAAGCCUCCCGUCGGGAGCUUUGAGAAUUGCGCAAAGUGCGAGAAGCAGUUCACCGUCACAAAGUAUACUAUUGCCGCGAACCCUGGGCCUGGGUUCCUGUGCCACCCAUGUGCAAAGUCGAGCGGGGCAGAUCCUUUCAAGAAACCCGCCGUGCCGAAGAAGCGCAGAGCACCGGCCGACAAGCGCACCGUCACGAACUUUGAAGAGAAGAGAUUCCCGUCGCUGUCAUCGUUGUGCAUUCAGCUCAUAUCGGAACACAUCGACGAUGUGGAGGCGCUCGGGGACCUGAGUUCGAUCAGCAUGGACGAGAUAUCCAAGUCGAUCUCGAAGAAUCGUAGUCUUACCGGACAGACAGCUCAGUUAUUCUACGGCGCCCACAAUACCACAUUGACGUUAUACGAUGCAACUAAGCUGAUACCUUCGGCGCUCGACACACUGGCCCAGCUAAACCCCAAUCUCACUUCCCUCCGGCUUGAUUUCUGCGGGCGCAUGAACGAUGUGGUCAUGGACGCAUGGUCUACAUCCCUCCCAGCACUCACCCACGUCGAGCUUCUCGGCCCCUUUCUCGUCCGUCCCCCCGGCUGGCUCAAGUUCUUCUCCUCGCACCCAAAGCUCGAGGCAUUCCUCAUCACCCAGAGCCCCCGCUUCGACCUCGCGUGCCUGAAGAGCCUGCUCGCGAAUUGCAAGGCCCUCUCCGCGCUCCGGCUCAAAGAACUUGGGCUGUUGAACGAUCAGUUUUUGACGUCGCUGGGGACGAUCAAGAAAGGGCGUCUGACGAGCCUGGACCUCUCUGAGCCGUCACAGUCGUGUACCGAGGCUGCUAUGAUCAAGGCGAUGAAAGCCAUCGGGGGGAACUUGACCAAACUCGACUUGUCUGGCCACUCUCUCUUGGGGGAUGCUUUCCUUGAGAAAGGGCUGAAACCCCUGCGCUACCUCGAAGAUCUCGCACUGAACAACUUGCCUGAGCUGACCGACGCGGGCGUCGCCAAGCUCUUCAACGGCUGGGAGAAUGUCGCGCUAACGCGCAUCGACCUCUCGAGGAACUACGGUCUCGGCAGUAAUGCACUGACGGGCAUCCUGGAGCACUCCGGCGACGCACUACAGCGGCUGAAUCUCAACGGGUGGGGUGAUUUCAACGCGGAUGCGAUACAUGCCUUCGGGAAGGAGCUGGUGUUUCUGGAUCUGGGGUGGUGCAGAUCGGUAGACGAUUUUUUGAUCAAGGAUAUACUGAAGUGUUGUGGGAAGCUGCGGGAGGUGAAGGUUUGGGGGUGCAAUCGGGUGACGGAUAGGUGUCCGAGGAAGCGAGGUGUUACCAUUUACGGCGUGGAGUCGCACUCUACCACUACUUGA
Molecule: messenger RNA, 1833 nt
Organism: Pleurotus ostreatus (oyster mushroom)
Lineage: Eukaryota; Fungi; Basidiomycota; Agaricomycetes; Agaricales; Pleurotaceae
Exons: 7
Coding region: 1-1833 (610 amino acids)
Biological process (GO): SCF-dependent proteasomal ubiquitin-dependent protein catabolic process
Cellular component (GO): SCF ubiquitin ligase complex
Source: RefSeq, a predicted model, not a curated record